ACAUGCAGAGGAUACUUAAAGCACCCAUGAUGCUGCGAAAGGUUUCUUGCAUCGCCACGUUGUUGGUCUUAUUACCAGUCGUUUCUGCAGUGGUGACUCUCCGUCCAGUUUCCACCAUCUACUUGCCGUACAGCUAUAACGGAGAAGAAGGUCUCUAUGGCAUUGAUGCUGGAGCAGUGGAGCAGACCGGCUAUGAUUCUGCGACAAAAAUUGGUUAUUCUGCAGGUGAUAACUACAUCCACAUCACUGAUUGGUCGGAUGUAACCACGCCCACAAUUCUGGAGCGUUUUGCAGUCGACACGACAUGUAAUGAUAUCGAGACCUGCGGCGACUUUGUGGGAUUCGUACUCGAGGGACCAAGGAAGACAGACGAUGGAACUCUGCAUGUUUACUCCCUCUACGACAAAGCAUCUGGAGAUUGGACAAAGCUCCAUGAAAUAUCACUUGGCAGCAAACCUGAUAUGCUUCAUUUCUCUCACGAUUGUCGUACUAUCGUCGUCGCGAACGAGGGAGAAGCUGCACAGAAUGCCGACCAGACAGAAUUCAUUAAUCGAGAAGGAUCUAUUUCCAUCAUCCGAUUAUCUGUUGACGGUUCCACGUUCAAAUCGACUUUGCUUAACUUCACACAGUUCAAUGAUAGGUCGGAUGAAUACGUUGCAAGAGGAGUACGUUACCCAUACCACGGAGAGUUAGACGGUGCCAAUGAUACGUUCGCCCAAAAUCUAGAGCCUGAAUACAUCACCUAUAACUAUGAUGACACGAAAGCAUUCGUUGGAUUGCAGGAAAACAACGCCAUCGCCGUGGUGGAUCUACUGGCUGAUGAAAUAGAAGACAUUUAUCCCCUGGGUGAAAAAAGUUGGCUCAACCUGGAUCUUGAUGCAAGCGACAGAGAUGAUGGAAUCAUAUUCAGGAGAAACGACAUCUUCAGCAUUUACCAGCCAGAUAGUAUCAAGUAUUUUGAAGUGGACGGAGUUGGUUAUAUCAUCACGACCAAUGAGGGCGAGUUUCUUGAGUACGAGCUAGGAAAUGAGGAGUGGGCCGAAGAUCAGAGAGGAAAUGACUUUAAAGCUGGGGAUUUCGCGGAAACAUUUGACAAUGAGCUGAUUGCGAAACUUGAUGACGAUGAUAUUCUUGGACGUCUAGGAUUCAGCAAAGUCGACGGCUUGGACAGCUCGGGAAAAUUCGAGAAGCUUUAUUUCUUUGGUGCUCGAGGCUUUUCCAUCUUCAGGGCCUCCGACAUCGCACUCGUCUAUGACAGUGGCGACGAGGUGGCGAAGAUCAUUGCUAAGUUCUACCCCGACGUCUUCAGCACCGACACCAAUACGGAUGAUCCAGCCAACGAAACACCGGAAGACUUGUUUGAUAAACGCUCCGAUAAUCAGGGUCCCGAAUGUGAAUCGGUGGAGAUCGGCGAACUCGGUGGACGUCGUAUUAUUUUCGUCGGCAUCGAUCGUACAUCGGCCAUCCUAGUCUACUCUCUCGAAUCUGGUGAGGUCGUACCGACGUUCGAAAGCGUGUACCGUGCUGGUGGUCGUAAUGAUACGUUCCAGAAUCUUCUUGACGACCGUAACUUGGGCGACCUUGAUCCUGACGAUCUCAAAUUCAUCCCUGCAUCCGCGAGUGUGACAGGAGUACCCAUGCUGAUGGUUACGAGUUCAGUCAGUGGGACUGUAUCUCUCUACGAGGUUUAUGACGAUUCAUCCCCUACAGUUGCACAAACGAGCGGAUUUAUGGGUUCGCGAGUGUUAACACCCUACGAUGAUCGGCCGAUUACACUAGGAGGACGUACAGCGGACAUCGGCCGAUGUCCGCCCGAUGUGUACAUCGUCGCCGAAAGUCGCCGCAUGCGUGUUCCCGAUCAGCAAAAACAGCAGGGCUGA
Strongylocentrotus purpuratus (purple sea urchin) is the source of this 1880-nucleotide messenger RNA. Its product is annotated as mesenchyme-specific cell surface glycoprotein-like. Bases 3 to 1880 code for a protein of 625 amino acids. The transcript has 11 exons. The record is from RefSeq and is a predicted model, not a curated record. NCBI's taxonomy places the organism in Eukaryota, Metazoa, Echinodermata, Echinoidea, Camarodonta, Strongylocentrotidae.